AAAGUACACAGAAUACUGACCAAUCAGCGCCCUCAACACAGGGGCGUCAUCGGCUGCUCGGGCGAGAUCGUCUACAGUAAAUCAGGAACUAACUUACACUGAGCUGCGGGGGUCUUUGGUUAUAGAUGCAAGCACCUCGGCACGCCGGCAGGAGACCUCACCCACAGGAGGACAUUUUCUGUAUGCGAGUCAAAGCCCCCGUCCGUGGAGUUUUUACAAGGUUUCCUCAUUUCCGCCAUGAAGGCGUUGUCCCCGCAGAAGGCCGACGUGGCCCCAGGAGACCAGCGGCGGGUCGCGUGGGGGAGAAGCUUGUCGUCCAGCCUCGCUCCCCCGUGUCUGGAAAAUAAGCUCCUGGCCCGGACCUCCGCGUCGACGCCUCGGCCCGGCUCGCCCCUCCUCAGCUGUUCGUCGACGGCUUCCUCCCGGCCCUCCCUGCAACCCUCCGGCCUCUCGUCCACCGCGUCCUCCCUCCUCGCCGCGUCCCUCGCCCGCCGGCCGCCGGGCCCCCCCCGCCCCUCUCCUCUCCUCAGCACCGAGAACAGGCUCCUGACUGACCGUUCGCCCGGCUUCUCCUUCUCCCUCACCUCCUCCGCAUCCUUCCCAAAUGACCCUCAGCUCUUCACCUCCCUGGCCGGCGGUCCCCCGCUGCCCCGCGCCGUGGGGGGGGAGCAGGGGAGUCGCGGCGAAGGAGACGGAGGCCCGAACGUGUUGGAGUGCUCUUGUGAAGAAACAAGUGUGCAGGACUCCGAAGAAGAAGAUAUUUUGCCAGAGGAGGAGAAGGAGGAGGUGGAGGAUGAAGUGCGGGUAGUGACAGUGUUACCCGCCCAGGAAGCGGAGUCAGGCGACAAGGAACCCGAUCAAACUGCGUUCAUCAAACAAGAGGAAUUCGCUGAGGUCGACCGAGCAGAUGAAAAUAUGGAGGAGAAGCUGCAAGAUAAAAAGUAUCUGCUGCUGAACGCGGUGUGCUGCUCCCUCGUCAAUAAGAGCACAGCACCGGGACAGAAGGACUGGGACUCGGAGGGGAGCGUUUGGACCAAAGUCAUCCGCCUGGCCAAGGACAUUUGUGUCCGCGACCCGCAGUUUCUCCUCAAGGUGGCGGUUUACACCCGACAGGAGCUCAACAUCCGCAUCACAGCCAACUUCCUGCUGGCCCUGGCCGCCAACCUGCCGCCCGCCAAGUCGCACGUGCGCCGAUACUUCUGCGCCGCCGUCCAGCUGCCCUCGGACUGGCUGGAGGUCGUCCGGAUCUACAGCGCGUGCUUCAGCCGCUCCCUGCCGUCCUGCUUGAAGAAGGCGAUGGCCGACAAGUUCAAGCAGUUCAACGAGUAUCAGCUGGCCAAGUACAACACGCGCAAACACCGCUGCAAACACAACCGCAACCGGCCCAAGUCCAAGAAACCGAGCGACGAGCAGAUGAAAAAGUGGGCGAACCUGCUCCGAUCAGACGAGUCCAUUCUGAAGAAGUUUUUGAAGGAAGACGGCAGCAGAGCCCCGGUGGAUAAAAAGCAGAAUGAGUUCAGUAUAAAGAAGAUGAUCGAGAAGUUUCACAUCAAAGAACCUGCUGAACAUGUGAUGGCCAUUCUGGGGAAGAAGUAUCCCGCCGACCCGAAGGCGUUCACCCGCAGCGGGAUGAAGGGCUCGUGGGAGCGGGAGCGAGCCGGGCAGCGGAUGAAGCUCCGCGAGCCGGAGACGUGGGAGCGGCUGCUCAGCCUGGAGGGCAACAAGGCCGCCACCUGGGAGAAGCUCAUAGACAACAAGUCUCUUCCAUUCAUGGCCAUGCUGAGGAACCUGAGGAACAUGAUCACCAGGGGCAUCAGUGAGGCUCACCACAAGAAGAUCCUCAGCAGGCUGACCAACAAGAAAGCGGUCAUUCAGAGCCGUCAGUUUCCCACCAGAUUCCUCGCUGCCUACAAAGUCAUCAUGGAGCUCAACACUUUGGCCUUGGCGUCGAAGCAGGCGCCCCCCGUUGCGUGGGUCGACUGUGUCUCUGCACGCAGCGAGCAAGAGUUCACCGCCGCCCUGCUGGACCGUUACCGCGGCGCCCUGGAGGCGGCCGCGCAGCUCGCCUGCCGCUACAACGUGCCGCCGCUGCCCGGGCGCACCGUGGUCGUGCUCGCCUGCGACAUGGACGGCAGGAACCCGUGUCCGAAAGUGGACUUCUGCCUCCCGCCGGACCCCGGGCAGAAGGACCAGGACCAGGACGAGGAAGAGGAAGAGAGCGGCACGAAGCCAGAUGAGAGCCCCUCUGUCUGCGAGGCGGCGGCUUUGCUGUCGCUGAUGAUUGCCAGCAGCGCGGAGGACUGCCGCCUCUGCUUGUACAGCUGGAAGAACAGUGAGGAAGUCGAGCUGGAGUCCGACGUCCUUCUGGACAAUGUCAGAAGCCUGGUGAAGCGGAUGAAGGCCUUUUCCGAAAUGCCGUAUGAAGAGAGGCGCUGCCAUUGCAUCACCACGAUGCUCAGCAGGUCCAACCAGGUGGACAACAUCAUCGUCCUGACCGACCAGUGGACGUGUCUCAGACUCCAGUGGGCCAUCGAAACUUACAGGAGGGACGUAAACAACAAAGCCCUCGUGGUGCAAAUCUACACGCAAGACGGAGAGUCAGAGCUGGUGGAUGACAGGAACUGCGUGAAGCUGUACGGCUUCAGUGACCAAAUACUGAGGUUUGUGGCCGAGCGCGGAUCCUCCAGGCUGCUGGACCACGUGGAACAUUUAGACAAGGUCUACAACAUCCCGCCGCCCGAAGGCGCCCGGGGGCCCGAGGCCGCGAACGCCGUCGUCCCGAUGCCAGCCAGCCCCAAACUGAGGUGGCGCUGCGUGCGAGUGUUCGUCUCCUCCACCUUCCGGGACAUGCACGCCGAGCGCGACGUCCUGGUGCGCGGCGUGUUCCCGGAGCUGCGGCGCCGCGCCGCCUCGCGCUGCCUCCACCUGCAGGAGGUGGAGCUGCGUUGGGGCCUGACGGAGGAGGAGUCGGGGCGGGCCGCCGAGCUGUGCCUGACGGAGGUGUGUCGCAGCCAGAUGCUGGUGGGAAUCCUGGGGGAGAGGUACGGCCUGGUGCCCCCCCGCCCGCUCCUCCCCGAGCUGCCGCGGCACCGCUGGCUGGCGUCGGCGCCGGCGGGCCUCUCCGUCACGGAGAUGGAGAUCCGUCAGUUCCAGGCUCUUCACCCCGACGCGGCGCCGCAGCGGAUGUUCUGCUACUUCAGAGAUCCGAGCGUCGCCAGCUCCGUUCCGGUGGCUUGGAAGUCUGACUUUGUCCCUGAGUCGAAGGAGGCGGAGUCUAAAAUGGCGUCUCUGAAGGAAAGGAUCCGGGCGAGUGGAGUCAAGGUCACUGAAAAUUACCGUUGUGAGUGGAGCGGCGUCGUGGAGGGGAAACCGUAUCUGAAACAUCUGGACGCCUUUGGCGACGCUGUGCUGGAAGACCUGUGGGCGGCCGUAGAAAAGCUGUUUGUGGAAGAGGAGGAGGACGAGGCGGCGUCCGACGCCACGGAGCAGGAGGUCCACCAGGAGGCGCUGCGGAGGCAGUUCUCCGGCCGGGCGAAGCUGCUGUCCGCGGCCGCGGGGGCGGCGGAGCAGGCCCGGAGCAAAGGGGGGCUGAUGGUGGUGGAGGGCGGAGCCGGGGAGGGAAAAACCAUGUUCAUGGCCGCUCUAGCAGACAGCCUCAGGACCAGGUCCAACCUCGCCUGUGACGUCGUCGCCUACUCUGCAGCCGCCAGCCAAUCGGCUCGCUCCGUGGAGAACCUGCUGCGAUUCCUCGUGCGGCGCUUGCGGAGGAUGAGCGACGCGGGGGAGUCGCCGCCUCUUCCCCAUUCUUACAAGGAUCUGGUGUCAGAAUUUCACUCCAACUUGAGUGACGUGAAGAAGGAAGAACCUGUGGUGCUGCUCGUCGAUGGAGUGGAUCUCCUCCAAGAUGCCAGAGGUCAGCUCAACUCUGAUUGGAUACCGCAGCAGCUUCCGCAGGGAGUUUGUUUGGUGUUGAGCAUCACAAGCAAAGCUCCUCUGUUGAAACCGCUGGGCGAGAAAAGGGGCGCCGUCCUGUUCUCGCUGGCGCCGCUCACCACGCAGGACCGCAAGGACAUUGUGCGGGAGGCACUGGACUCCUUCGGGAAGAAACUCAGCGACUCUGCCUUCAACAACCAGCUCCAGACGCUGGUGAUGAAGAAGGGAGCCGUGAGUCCUCUCUACCUGCACCUGGCCUGCGAAGACCUGAGGAGCUUUGCCUCCUUUGACAAGUUGAAGGAGAGCCUGCAGAGCUUACCUCAGUCUCUGAGCCAGCUGGUGCGUCGCAGCCUGGAGCGACUGUGCACGCGGUUCAGAGGCGAGCGGGGGCUCCGCUGGGCGCUCGCCGCCCUCACCGUCAGCGCCACCGGGCUGAGGGAGGGAGACCUGUACGCCGUGCUGAACGCGUGCGGCGGCCUGUCCUCGCGGGAGGGGCGGUCGGCGUGGCGGGACGCGCUGCGUCUGUCCAGGGAGCCCGAGGGACGGACGCCCAUGGCCACCUUCGCCCGCAUAGCGCAGGGCCUGCGAAGCCUGAUCGGUGCGCCCCAGUGCCGCGGCGCCGACGACCUGCUGGCCCUGACCCAUCCGGAGGUGAGGGGGGCCUUCGAGGACUUCCUCCUCCCAACGGAGAGCGACCGGACCAGAGCUCACCUGGUGCUGGCAGCUCACCUGUGGGCGUCGGCCGACCCGCAGGGCGCGGGUACCUUCCUCCUCUGCGAGGCCAACGCCGUCAUGCAGCUGCCUGCCCACCUGAAUCAAAGCGGCGAGCUGGAGGCGCUCCGUUCUCUGCUGUCCAGCUACUACUUCCUGUAUGCUAACGUGCGCCACGGGCUCCUGCAGCAGCUCAGGGAGGCCUACGGCCUGUGCGACCACGAGGACACGUCUGCACCCUCGCUCGGCUCUCGGGGUCGCCUGGACGACUGCCGGAGCUUCCUGCGGCGGCACGGCGCCCUCCUCUCCUCGUGGCCGGCUCUGUUCCUUCAGCAGGCCCUCAACGAGCCCCCGGAGACCGCGGCUCACGCCUGGGCGCGAGGCCUGGCGGGCGGCGGGGGGGCGCGGGUCGUCGAGUGGCUGAACAACGACGGCGGCGCCGUUCUCCAGGAAACCAAUGAGCUCGUGUCGACGUUCUCCUCGGUGCCGACCUGCGUGGUCGGGAGCUCGGGGGGAGAGCUCGCCGUGGUCGGCACCGGACGCGGGACGCUGCACUUCAUCGACACCCGAACCGGACACGAAGUGAAAUCGCUGGUGAGCAGCUGUGACGGCGUCUCGAGCUGCGUCUUCUUGAAGGACGGACGUCUCGCCACCACCUCCUUCGAUGGACGGAUAGAGAUCUGGGACGUCGCCAAUGGCUGCCGGACCGCUCUCAUCCAGGGACACGCUAAUGUGAUAACAGGAAGUGACCUCACCGCGGACAAGAAGCACCUGGUGACGGUGUCUCUGGACUUCAUGCUAAAAGUUUGGUCCUCUACUAAAGGCCACGAGGUGGCGUCCCUGCCCAGCUCCAGCCCUUUGAACUGUGUGACCUUUGACCCGGAGGGUCACCUGCUGGCUGCCGGUUGCUGGAAUGGGAACGUGAUCGUGUGGAACUGGCUCCAGAAUACAACCCUUGCUUCCCUGGCGGGUCACCGGCGCUCCGUGCGCAGCCUCUGCUUCUCCCCCUCCUCCUCCUCCUCCUCCUCCUCCACGCUGUGCUCCGGCUCCAUCUGCGGGGAGGUCCGGGUGUGGUCGGUGCCCAGCGCCACCUGCGUGGGGUGUUUCCAGGCUCACCGCGGCGCCGCCCAGGCCCUCGCCUUCCUGGACGGAGGACGCACGCUGCUCAGCGCCGGCGCCGAUCGCCUGCUCCAGCUGUGGUCAGGAGGACUCGGACGUUCGGUCACGGCGUUAAAAAGUGACGAGUGCGAGCCGGAGCCUCCUCUGAAGAAGCCGAAGUCGGUAGCGUCUGAGCCGGCCGCUCUGUGCGUCGCUGUUAACGGAGACUGCGCCGCUGUCGGGUACCACGGCGACGGCAUCAAGCUCUUCAGUCUCGACUCAGGGAGGAAGAUGUGGGACUCGGGCGGCCUGGAUGUGUCCAUCCUGAGCCUGCUGUGGGUCGCUCCGGGCGCCAGAGAGCAGAGCCAACCCCGGCUGCUGUUGUCCGCGGGAAGCGACAAGCGCGUGAGGGUCUGGAGGCGAGAGGGCGGGGACACGGGGCUGCUGGGAGGUCUGGAAAUGUGGGGGAUGUUCAACGUGCAGCCAGGCGCCGUCCAGGCGAUGGCUCAAAACUCCACGUACCUGGCCACGGCUUCAGACGAGUGCUCUGUCGCUCUGUGGUCGUUGAGCGAUCUGGCCCUCGACCCCUCGCUCCGGCCUCACGCGCUCCUGAGCGGCCACAGCGGGGCGGUCACCUGUCUGGCCUUCAGCCCCGACGGCGGACAGCUGCUCUCCGGUGGAAAGGACAAGGCCCUGCUGCUGUGGGACGUCGGUUCGUCCCCCGCAGUCCUCUCCAAGUCGCUCCUUCACUGCCACAAGGACUGGAUCACCGGCUGCGUUUGGACCGCAGACUGUGUGAUCAGCUCGUCGAGCGACGGGGGCCUUCGUUCGUGGGACCUGUCGGCCGGCCGCUGCCUGGGAGAAAUAAACCUGAGGAACCCUCUCGCGUCCAUCUGCUGCCUGGGCCGCUACGUGAUGGCCGGCGGCGCCGAGGGAACGCUCCACGUUUGGAACUGGGAAACCAACGUGGAGAUCUGCCACAUCGCCGCCCACAAGAAAAGUAUCCACCACUGCUCGCUCCUGCCGGACGCAGACCAGAGCAAAAAAGUCAACCCGGAGGAGAUGACUGUUCUCACAGCUUCUGAGGACGGCAGCGUGCAGCUCUGGAAACCACUACAGGUGGAGCACUUCGGCACCUUGCAGGGUCACAGCGCCGUGUGUGGAGUCGUCCUCAAGGAAGGACUCCCGGAGUUCCUCUCGGUUUCCCAAGACCGCUCGCUGCGGCGCUGGACGCGCACGACAGAGAGGCCCCCCAGCCUGAGAGGACCGGUCGCCGCUCUGUGCUUCUCUCGGGGAGGCAAUUGGCUCCUCGCGGGUUACGAAUCCGGGUUGCUGGAGGUGUGGCGGCACGGCGCUCCGGUCGGCCAGAAGCAGGCAUCGGGCGGCACCCUCACAGCCGUCUGCUCCAUGCCCGACGAGCGCUUCGCCGUCAGCUACGAGGAGCUCGCCGUGGACGUGUGGAAGGUGGCGUGGAAUCAACAACGCCACCUCGCGAGCCUGGUGAAGGUGACCACGUACUCGGUGGAGUCGCCGGUGGUCCUCCUCGACUACUGCUCCGUCCUGAUGGGGGUGUCGGACACCGGGACCAUAUUCGACGUCACAAAGGACUCCGCCUCAUACGGGAAUUACAGCGUCUUGAGCUGGGAUCAGAACUGCCGCGUUUUGGGGAUGACGCAUAACAGCGAGAACAGCCUGUGGCUGCUGGGCCACGCUGAAGGAAAUCUCAGAAUUGGUUUCAUCUUUGCUAUGGGCCCUAAAAUUGGUUUCCAAUCAGCUUUCGGCUCAAUUAACCUAGAGAUUGACAAGGAGGAGGCAGAGGAGGAGAAGGAGGAGGCGGAAGAGGAGGAGGAGAAGGAGAAGGAAAAAGGGAGUCCGCCAACAGCUGGAUCUUUGGACAAAGAGUUUGUCGUGUGGGGAGACGCCAAUGGCAACAUGUGGUUCAACGACCCUCCAGAUGUUUGCACCUGGAGCAGAAAACCCGCUCACAGCGACCGGAUCAGUGUGCUGAAACUCACAGAGCGGCUCAUCGUCUCCGCCUCCCACGACGGGACGGUGAAGCUGUGGGACAGAAACACCAAGAAGCAGGUCGGUAUGUUUGCGUGUGGAGGUCCUGUUUUGCAUUUGGAGGUGAACCCCGUUAACCCCACUGAACUGGUUUGUGGUGACGGGCAGGGGAAGAUCUACUUUCUCUCCUGGAAAGAAUAAUUCUUAGGUAUUCUUAGGUUUAAAAAAAAAAAGCUGAAACACUACAGUAAUUGAUUUGAUUCUUUGCUUGCUUCUCUCACUGAAUGUAAAAGUGAAGUAAAUUUGUUUGAAAAUUUAAAGUAAAAACUAUGUAAUAGUUACAAUAAUAUGUUUACAUGUGCCUUAUAUUUAUAUGGCAAGAAAACUUGAAACUUGAGUUUUAUAUAUGAAUACUAUUAAUUUAAGUCAUGUUUUUUCUUUGGAUGGUAAAUGAGGGAAUUAUAAAUUAUAUUUAAUUUGAUAAUAAAUAUAUUGUUCAAAU
Molecule: messenger RNA, 8248 nt
Organism: Pungitius pungitius (ninespine stickleback)
Lineage: Eukaryota; Metazoa; Chordata; Actinopteri; Perciformes; Gasterosteidae
Gene: tep1
Product: telomerase-associated protein 1
Exons: 55
Coding region: 238-7947 (2569 amino acids)
Biological process (GO): telomere maintenance via recombination
Cellular component (GO): telomerase holoenzyme complex
Molecular function (GO): telomerase RNA binding; telomerase activity; protein binding
Source: RefSeq, a predicted model, not a curated record